Trichosporon asahii var. asahii CBS 2479 is the source of this 1293-nucleotide messenger RNA. RefSeq lists its product as uncharacterized. The record is from RefSeq and is a predicted model, not a curated record. The transcript has 3 exons. NCBI's taxonomy places the organism in Eukaryota, Fungi, Basidiomycota, Tremellomycetes, Trichosporonales, Trichosporonaceae. The coding region runs from base 1 to 1293 and encodes 430 amino acids.
AUGCUUCCAAGACCGCAAGUCACGCAGGCGGGCCGUGCGGCACUGUCUUCGCUGUUGAAGCGCGAAGUGUCCGCGCAUCGCAUCCCCGCCACGUUCAUGGGCGUGACGAACGCGGACGGCGAGCUCUUCUGGGCCCAGGCUGGACUCAAGGAGUUCGGCAAUCCGGCAUCAGGCGAGGUCGCCGAAGGCACGAUGCUGCAGCUGUUCUCCAUGACCAAGCUCGUCACUUCGCUUGUCGAUCGGGGCAUGGCGGCGCUGGACGACCCGGACCUCCUCGAUGAGCACAUCCCCGAGAUCUCAAAGCAGGACAUUCUGGUCGCCUACGACGAGUCGGGACCGACCUACGUGCCGAAGAAGAAGCGUCUGACGUUGCGCAUGCUCCUGUCCCACUCCAGCGGACUGGGAUAUGCCGGGCGCAACCCCCUGAUCGGGCGUUGGCAGAAGGAGCACGACGCCGGUCGUCCGGGACAGGGGGCCAAGGAGUGGCUCGGCCCGCUGUGCUUCGAGCCGCAGACUCGGUGGCGCUAUGGCACCUCGGUCGACUGGGCGGGUAUCCUCCUCGAGCGCGUAUCUGGUAUGAAGCUCGGGGACUGGAUGCAGGCGAACAUCUUCGCGCCCCUCGGGAUCACGAGCAUCACGUUCGAGCCGUCGCCGGAGGCGCAGGCCAAGCUUAUGACCAUGACGUAUCGGAAGGACAGGAAGGAGCUCAGUAUCCCGGAGCCAGCGAUGCGGCCGCAAGGCGGACACGCCGGUAUCAAGCGCGACAUGAACCGGCGUGGAAGACACAAUGGCGGUGGCGGCCUGUACGGAACAGCGAGGGACUACCUCCGCUUCUUGCGCGGCGUGCUUGCGUCGCGUGGCGCCGCACCCGGAGAAGGUAUCCUGUCAAGAGCCAUGUUCGAGGAGCUGUUCACAAACGCCCUUCCGCCUCGCUCAGAGGGGACGAAGCCGUACGCCGACUGCGCCAAGAGCAUGGCGUGGGGAACGUUCACAGACCCCGAGCUACUGAAGAAUGACGGACAGGGUCUCUCCCACUCUGUCGGCUUCAUGAUCAGCACGAUGGACUCAUGUCACGGCCGCAAGGCGGGCAGUGGGACGUGGGACGGUGCUGCCAAGAGCGAGUACUGGGUCGACCCCACCAGCGGGAUUGCGGCCGUAUUCGCGACGAACCUGACAUCGCCGAAUCCGGAUCACUACAUGAAGAUGUACAACGAGUUUGAGCGGACGCUUUACGACUCACUCGAGGAGGGCGCCAGCGACGCUGCGCCAGUGACCCUGCGAUCCAAUCUGUAG